UUGUUGCUGUUUGUUUUAGAUAAGGAGAUGAUUCUAGAAUUGGAGCAGAUGCGUGCAAGUCAUGGGAUGUGUGGCAAAGAGCAGUAUCACGUCUAGAUGCCUUUGUGAAAAGUUUAGAGGAGGAAAGAAAUUACUACACACAGGAGCUGGAGCGAUACCGUCUGCUUAGGGGCAGGACAGACAAAAGCCCCACCCCUAGUCCAGGCAGGGGGAGGAGCCCCAGAGGACGAGGCAGCUGGCACUGAAAGAGAGAUGGUGACGCAGAGCUUUCACAUGCACUGAAGGAGAGGGAUGAGCUACAGUCAGUGCUGCUGGGCUUUGAGAAAACACAUGGAGGACAUCCAGACCAGAGUUAAACUACUGACUGCAGAGAGAGACCAGCUCAGCUCUCAGUACCAGCAGGCUCAAGAGGAGCUGAGGCGUGUCCAAAGGGCGCUUGAGUCCUCUGAACUCCAGCACAGGAUCAGAGAUGACAGGGAACAAACUGAAGCUGAACUCCAGAGAGUUACUGCUGAGAGAGAUGCGCUUAGAGACAGACUCAAGGUUGCCCAGAGCACAGCUCUGACAGACCAAGACCCAGAGGAGAUCAGGAUUCUUCACCAGGAGAACACCAUUGAGAUGCUGGAGAGAGAGAGGGCUGAUCUGCGUGCUCAGGUGGCUGUGCUGAAGGAGAGUCAUGUUGCUGUUGAGAAGGAGCUAAAGGCUCAGUCAGCGGUGCUGCUACAGAAUGUAGAAGAGGCCACAGAGCAAAGAGCCGAGAGCUGUGCGCUCAGGCUUCUGCAGGAGCAGAUGGAGCAGUCGCUCUCAGAUGUUCAGCACAGAUUAUCUGUCAAGACCAAUGAACUACAGGCAGCUCACCAACAGAUCGACAAACUAGAAGAGAAAAUCGGUGUGUGUCAGAACAGUGUCUUUACUGACCUUUUGGGUGUCAACUGA
This is a messenger RNA of Sinocyclocheilus grahami, 936 nucleotides long. RefSeq names its product centrosomal protein of 135 kDa-like. The record is from RefSeq and is a predicted model, not a curated record. Bases 292 to 936 code for a protein of 214 amino acids. The transcript has 7 exons. NCBI's taxonomy places the organism in Eukaryota, Metazoa, Chordata, Actinopteri, Cypriniformes, Cyprinidae.